CUUUUUUUUUUUCUUUUUUUAUUUCGUUCUUUCGCAUCGGAGCACGUAGUGAAGCUCGCUCGCUUGGCUGCUGUCGUGUGCGUGCGUGUGCGCGGAAACAGCACACGAGAUCGUCGUAUUUUUUUUUUCUGCACCAAAAGAAGUACACAUAUAUAACUAUCAUCGCCGCGACGUCGAGAGCCGGGCCCAGAGAGAGCAAAAGAGAGAGAGAGAGCGAAAGAGAGGUUCGCGUUCGCAUGCGAAAUAAGGCAUCAUCGCAGCGAAGCGACGAUGGCAUCGCCGUUACCUCGUCGUCGUUAUUGCAUUAUUCUUGGCGGCCGCAACGACGAGACCAUCAGCAGUGCAAAAUGUUACGUGUGAUCGAGGGGCGCCAACGCCGAGAUUAACGGCCGUUAUUACAGUGUAUAUUUAUUAUAAAUGUUUUGGUGUACGCACAGCCGUGAGUGAGAGAGAGAGAGCUGAAAAAGUGCCUAUAUAGAGAGAGUUGUGUUUUCGAGUGCUCGACACGAUCCGGGUGAAAGUGCAUGUUUUUGUGUACACAAAAAGUGGCUUACGUUUAUCCUAGCGUUAGUGCGUUCAUUUAUUUAUCUUUUCCCGAGGGAAGUGAGCUUUUUCGCGUCUUGGACGCGACACGCAGCCCAGUAAUAGAGCCCAACGAGCGAGAUGGCUCAAGAACCGGACGAAUUGAAUCUAACGCCGCAGGAGUUGCAAACCCUUUCGGAGUUAGAUAGUCGACAAUUUUCUUUCUUGAAAUUGAAUUCAUCAGAACAAACCAAAAAGAAAGCCUUAGUGGUCCGUGCAAUCAAAUAUUUAGAGAGAAUGUUAGUGCAAGCGCAAUCUGAAAAGCAGCGCAGAAAAAAAGUCGAUAGCAAUAGCAAUAAAACAAAUUUAGAAGGAAGUAAAGAUAAAGAGGAUGAUGAAGAAGACAAAGGUAUCAUCAGUAUUGACCCAAAAACAUAUUGUAAAUUAGGACAUUUUCACUUGUUAUUAGAAGAUUAUACAAAAGCAAUGUCUGCAUACCAAAAAUUUUACUCGUUAUCUAAAGAUUAUUGGAGAGACCCUUGUUUCCUGUAUGGUUUAGGACUGGUGUAUUUUCACUUCAACGCAUACCAAUGGGCGACAAAGGCUUUCCAGCAGGUGAUAUGGGUGGAUCCGAGUUUCUCGCGCGCCUGCGAGGUCCACUUGCGGCUCGGUCUCAUAUUGAAGGUACAUAAUGACUUCGAGGCCUCGCUGAAGCAUCUGGGAUUGGCGCUCAUCGACGUCGCGUCGCCGUCGUCGCUCACAAAAGUCGAAAUUAAAUUUCACAUAGCCCACGUGCUCGAGCUACAAGGCAAGACCCGCGCGGCGAGGGACCAGUACGAGGCCAUCCUCAAAGAGAAGAACGUUCCGUUGCACUUGAAGGCAGAUAUAUGCCGUCAGUUGGGAUGGCUGUAUCAUGUUUCCGAUCCUAAUGUAUUUGGGAUCAACAAGGGCCAAAAACUCAGCGUCGCGAUACACUGCCUCCAAAAGUCUAUAGGCGCUGAGCCGACCAGUGGACAGAGCUUAUAUCUCUUGGGACGCUGUUUGGCGACGUCGGGUCAGGUGCACGACGCUUUUAUCGCAUACAGGAGUUCAGUAGAAAAAUCGGAGGGCAACGCGAAUACCUGGUGCAGCAUAGGCAUACUGUAUCAGCAGCAGAAUCAGCCGCUCGACGCGCUCCAGGCCUACGUGUGCGCGGUGCAGCUCGACAAGACGCACACAGCCGCCUGGACGAAUCUCGGCAUACUCUACGAGAGCCACUGCCAGCUAAAGGACGCGCUGGCUUGCUACGUCAACGCAUCGAGGGGAAACAACAACAACAGUACCACUGCCAUAACCAAUAUUUCAACGUCAGCCAAUAACGCUGCCAACAACAAUAAUCAGAAUCAAGCGCCCAACGGUCAGCAGUCCAACUUCCCGGGAUUGUUAGUUUCUUGUGGUGCACCGAAUCCUUCACUUUUGCAACGCAUAAAUUACCUUCAGAGUUCGCUGAGGGACGCACCCAUGCCUUCUGUCGCUACCAAACGUCGUACUUUACCGUCGAUUGAAGAAGCUUGGAACAUGCCGAUCAGCGCGGAGCUAUCGAGUCGCCAGCAGCAAAUGCAGCAGCAACAGCAGAAUAUCAAAUACGCAGCUGGCGGAGCAAACGCCCCGCCACCCUACGCUCAAGCAAAUAAUGGACCCAACAAAAGAUUUAAAGCGGAUGAAGUUGGCAGUGGACAGGUUGCUGUGCAACAACCAAUGCAACAACAGCAGCCUCAGCAGCGGCCAGCAUUUUAUCUCAAUCCACAACAGAUGCAGAUGCUUCAAGUUUUACAACAAAAUCAAAGCAAUUUGAAUCCUCAGCAGCAAGGAAUACUUAAUCAGUUGCAGAAUCAGUAUAGGGCUAUGCAACAGCAUUCGCAGCAAAUGAGAAUGCAACAACAAAAUCCUGCAGCCCAAAGAGGAUUGAGACCCGGAAUGCCUGGUUAUCCAGUAGGAUAUGCUCAGCCUGGACAACCUGGCGCUGUCAAUAAAGCAUAUGGAAAUCCGCAGCAGCCGCAAAGUGGAACAGUUGCUUUGCAAACUGGCUUCAAUGAUUCAAACGUUAAUUACAACGCAGCAGCAGCCACGGGCAAUUGCCAAACAGCUGGUAUGCCUUACAAGUCCGCUUCAGACCCUACUUAUCGUCCACCAAGUCAGAAUCAACAGCCAGCUACGCCGCAGUUGCAACAGCAGCAGCAACAGCAACAGCAGCAGCAACCUCAGCAACCACAAACACCCCAAGGAACGCAGCAGCAGUUUGCUAGCCAACAGUAUCAACAACAACAGUACGGUUACACACAAAUAUCGUCGACCACGAGCUGUUACCCAGAAGGAUCGUCUGCCAAUGCUAACAAAGAUGCUUUGAAUGUGUCAGAUCAAGAAUUACAGGCACUCUUAUCCCAAAAAGAUAUAACCACGUCUUUUGCGGAGGAUCUAUUGAAACACUUUGCUGAUCAAGGACUGGAUGUUAGAGAGGAGAGACAAACUAUGUUGAAUAACGGUAUUAGUUCUGGAUCUACGCCUCCAUCCAGCAAUAAAGAGCUAGACCCCAAAGAUAUUAAAGUGGAAAAAAUGGACGAAUCUAAGCCAUUGACAGCGUCUGUCAAAUCUGAACCAACAACAACCAUUGAUGCGGUAAAGUGCGAAGCAACUUCAUCAACGAAAAAUGACCCAGCAGCGUUAUUGCGUUAUGAACCAGUACUGCGCUUGGAGCGUUUGAACGAAAGUCAAGUUGAACCGGAAUUUACAAUUGAUAUGGAUUCACGACGUAUUGUAGAAUUGUGUAAACAAUACAGUCACAAGAGUAUACCUAGUAGUUCUAUUCUGAAUGACAAAGCUCCUCCGCCGACUCCACCAGAUCCGCCAAGUCAGAGACUUACGAAAGAACAACUACAACCAGCUACCCCUAGUGUUUUCUUGGAGAAUAAACGAGAUGUGUUUAGUCCAAUUUUGCAAGAGUUUUGUUUGAAGCAUCCAAUUGCCGUUGUUCGAGGUUUAGCAGCCGCUUUAAAAUUGGACCUCGGUUUAUUUUCUACUAAAACACUGGUGGAAGCUAAUCCUGAUCAUACGAUCGAAGUCCGUACCCAGCUUCAACAAGGUUCUGAUGAAAAUUGGGACCCUACCUUGUCUCGUAAGGGUUGGGCUUGUAUUAGUCAUCGAAGUCAUACAACAAUCGCUAAGUACGCUCAAUACCAAGCGUCUAGUUUCCAGGAAAGCUUGAAAGAAGAACGAGAUAAAAGUUACGGUAUUCAACCAUCAAAUUCGACUGCAAACUUAUCCGAUAGCGAUUCUAAAGAUAGUACCGGGGUAAAUGUAAAACGCAAGAAAAAUAUGUAUGGAUUGAAAGGCCCUGUUGGAUCCAAAAUGUUACGUUUUGGUACAAACGUUGAUUUGUCAGAUGAACGUAAAUGGAAGGUCCAACUUCAGGAGUUGACAAAGUUGCCCGCAUUUGCCCGGGUAGUUUCAGCUGGAAACAUGCUAAGUCAUGUAGGACACGUAAUAUUAGGCAUGAACACUGUUCAGUUGUACAUGAAGGUACCUGGCAGUCGUACUCCUGGUCAUCAAGAAAACAACAACUUUUGCUCGAUUAACAUCAAUAUUGGUCCCGGAGAUUGCGAGUGGUUUGGCGUGCCAGAUGCGUAUUGGGGUGUCAUAAAUAAUCUAUGUGAGAAAAACAACAUCAAUUAUCUCCAUGGAAGCUGGUGGCCGUCCAUUGAAGAUCUCCAUGAAGCGAAUGUACCAGUUUAUCGUUUCCUUCAACGACCUGGCGAUCUUGUGUGGGUCAAUGCUGGUUGUGUACAUUGGGUGCAAGCUACCGGUUGGUGCAAUAAUAUUGCUUGGAAUGUUGGUCCUUUAACUGCUAGGCAAUACCAUCUUGCUAUAGAACGAUAUGAAUGGAACAAACUUCAGGCUUUCAAAUCAAUUGUGCCAAUGGUGCAUUUGUCGUGGAAUUUAGCUAGAAAUAUCAAGGUUUCCGAUCGCAAACUUUUCGAAUUGGUAAAAACGUGUUUGAUGAGAACUUUGAGGCAAUGCAAUCUCAUUCUCGAGUACGUGAAAUCGAAAGGUGUUUCAGUACGAUUCCAUGGACGAGGAAAAAAUGAAGCUUCUCAUUAUUGUGGGCAAUGCGAAAUUGAAGUAUUUAAUGUUUUGUUCGUCCGUGAGCAAGAAAAAAGGCACGUUGUUCACUGCCUUGAUUGUGCGCGCAAACAAUCUCCCACUCUGGAAGGCAUCGUUUGCCUCGAAGAGUAUCGCAUGCGGGAACUCAUGGACGUAUACGAUAACUUUGUAUUACACGCACCGCCUCAAACACAACCAACAUAUCAUCUACAUCAACAACAACAAUCGACAUAUCAAAAUCAACAACAAUCACAACCCCAAUCACAGCAACAAACCCAAUCACAGUCGCCGAAACAGCAGCAACCGCAGCCACAGCAGCAACAACAGCAACAACAGCAACAACAAGUUGCUCAACAGACAUCACAAACCCAACCACAAUCGAUAUCACAAAAAUCCCCGCAGCAGCAGCAGCAGCAACAACAACAACAACAACAACAACAACAGCAGCAGCAACAACAACAACAACAACAACAACAACAACAACAACAACAGCAGCAGCAACAGCAACAACAAUUUCAAUCUCAACAGAUGCAACAGCAGACAAAUAUGCAACCGAUUCAGCAACAAGUGCGAAAUACACCGCCUCAUGUUAAUCAAAUUUCCUGAGACGAAGAGUCACACAGUAAUCCAGGCUAUUCUGAUUAGACAGUCUAUUUGCUGUGCUACUUAUUUUUCUAUUUCUCGCCUUAUGUGAUAAUUGACUGAUGUUUCGCUAUUAAUAAUAGCGCAAAAAACUAUUUCUCGUGUACGUGUGUGUAAGUUACCCGUGUUCAAGUGAAGAUUUUUCCUCGUUAUUAAAAUAUAAUUUUGAUCGUGUACAGAAAGGUUAUAAAUAUAUAUAUUAUAUAUAGAGAUAGAGGGAGAGAUCUAAGUGUAUUUUGUAUUAUAAGCUAGGUUAAUGAACUAUAAAUUGUUUAGUAUGAUUCUUGUAAAUUAAAAUUUUUCCGUAUCGUAAGUAUCGUCCGAUAAAAAUGAAUUUGUGUGUGACAACACUAAGAGACAUAAUUUUGGGGCGUUGAAUUAAGCUUAUGAUCGACAGAUUCAACUUCCUGGUGAUCAUGAUUUAUUUUUUUGUUUCAAAAGAUUGUUUAAUUGUUCCAUCACUGCCAAAUAUAAACGUGCUUAUACUUAUAACUAUUCGGUAAACUAGGAAUGAACAAAUGGAAAAAGAAACAUGUACAUCUUUGUAUUUUUCUUGAUGUGUCUAAAUAAUGAAUUAAUUACGGUAAUUGAAAAAUUGAACAUGCUGUGAUUUAUAAGUGAAUAUAUAUUUAUAUAUAUUCUCGUGAAAAAUCAUGUUCAAAUAUGAUAACUUACAAAACAUUGUACAUGAAAAUUUUGUUGAUGAAUUAACUCUGAAUAAUUUUGCUUAGAACAAAUAUUCUUGGUAUAAUUAAUCUUUGAAUAUUAUAAAGUUAUGGCUGAACGCAAAA
Trichogramma pretiosum is the source of this 6092-nucleotide messenger RNA. It is a transcript of the gene Utx, whose product is annotated as lysine-specific demethylase 6A. NCBI's taxonomy places the organism in Eukaryota, Metazoa, Arthropoda, Insecta, Hymenoptera, Trichogrammatidae. Gene Ontology annotation, cellular component: MLL3/4 complex. The transcript has 13 exons. Bases 664 to 5265 code for a protein of 1533 amino acids. Gene Ontology annotation, molecular function: histone H3K27me2/H3K27me3 demethylase activity; RNA polymerase II cis-regulatory region sequence-specific DNA binding; chromatin DNA binding. The record is from RefSeq and is a predicted model, not a curated record. Gene Ontology annotation, biological process: regulation of gene expression.